This is a messenger RNA of Anastrepha obliqua, 2943 nucleotides long. RefSeq lists its product as uncharacterized. The record is from RefSeq and is a predicted model, not a curated record. Gene Ontology annotation, molecular function: nucleic acid binding; zinc ion binding. Lineage: Eukaryota; Metazoa; Arthropoda; Insecta; Diptera; Tephritidae. The transcript is spliced from 2 exons. The coding region runs from base 1 to 2943 and encodes 980 amino acids.
AUGAUCGAUACAGUGUCUGCAGUAUAUGACUCCCUCUUAUCGCUGGGUGACGAUAAACUUAUUUCAAAUGCGAUGUUGAUUCACAUAGUCAUGUCGAAGGUUGAUCCCACUACUCGGUCAAAGUGGGAGGAGCAACUUGACUAUGAUAAGCUGCCGCUUUGGGCUGAGUGUGAAGCUAUGCUAAACAAGAGGUACCAGCAUUUAUCAGCUGAAGAAGCUUCCUCAUCCCAACAAAGGCCAAAUAAUGAAGAUACGCGGCAGAAAACAAAAAAUCAACAACUGCGACACUCAAAGACAACAUUUAUCGCGACAAAUUCCAAACUGCCGACUUGCCUUCACUGUGGUUCCAAGGACCAUUAUUUGACAGCUUGUCCAAAAUUCCAAGCGCUUACUGCACUUAAAAGAUUUGAAUUAGCAAAAUCUAUUUCCCUGUGCAUAAAUUGCUUGCGCAAGGGACACACGGUCUCAAAGUGCAAAGCAGAUCGCUGUGGUGUAUGCAACCGUUCGCAUCACACCAUGUUGCAUCAAUAUCCGAUCUCCUUUGAGACCGAGCCGCAACCUUCGACGUCACAGGCCAUGCAUAUUAGCAGCCUGCCUGACCGAGUCAUGUUAGCUACAGCCGUAGUUAAUGUAAAGGCCAGCUCCGGUGUUUACGUGCAAGCGCGAGCGCUACUUGACUCCGGUUCUCUAGUCAACUUUAUGACCGAAGAGCUUAUGCAGAAAUUGCGAAUCCGAAAAGAAAAAUUCGCUCUAAAUAUAGUUGGAAUUGGCAAUUCAAAUAAAAAGGUCCAAGGCAAGCUUAAAACUUAUAUAAAAUCGAGGAUCAACAAUUUUGAAUUUUCGGCGGACUUUUGGGUAAUGCGUUCGAUAUCAGUCAAUCAUCCAGAUCGGACUGUAAACACAAAUGGCUGGAAAAUCCCACAAAAUAUUGAACUAGCUGACCCUAGUUUCUACAAGUGUCAGAAAAUAGACAUACUUUUAGGAGCUGAAAUAUUCUUUGAUCUGUUAUCGGUGGGUCAGAUCAGAACCAGCCCAAGGCAGCCAACGCUGCAAAAAACUGUGUUAGGCUGGAUAAUUUCAGGCAAGUAUGCCACAAAUAAUAGCUCCAGUGCCCAAGUAAGUAGCACAUUAUGUCAAUUUGAAGAAAGCGUUGCUAGUAUUGAUACCACAAUCCGAAAAUUCUGGGAAUUGGAAGAAAUACCUGCACAAAUAAAUUCCACACGACUGACUCCAGAGCAGGCAAAAUGUGAGGAAUUUUUUUCGAAAACCACACAGGUUUUACCAUGUGGAAGGCUUCAAGUCAGACUGCCUUUCAAAACCGACCGUAAAUUACUCGGUCAUUCGUAUGAAACCGCAGCUCGGCGGUUUCAGGCGCUGGAGAGAAGGACGCUGAAAGAUCCAGUACUUCGUAAAAUGUACCUGGACUUCAUGCAAGAGUAUCUCGAAUUGGGGCAUAUGAGUGCCCGACUCCCGAGUGAGCCGCACUAUUUCAUUCCGCACCAGUGUGUGUUAAGACCGCAGAGCACAACUACCAAGUUGCGCGUAGUUUUUGAUGCUUCGAGUCGCACAUCAACACAAGUUGCGUUGAAUGAAACCUUGAUGGUCGGACCGAUCGUUCAAGAGGAGCUUUUUUCGACCCUCCUUCGCUUCCGAUUGCACAAAUAUGCCAUGACUGCUGACAUCACGAAGAUGUAUCGUCAAAUAUUGGUGCACGAAGACGACAGGAACUUCCAGCUCAUAGUGUGGAGACAGGAUCCAUCGGAGCAUUUGCAAAUUUUUCGAUUAAACACCGUAACAUACGGCACAGCGCCUGCACCAUUUCUCGCCACACGGUGUCUGCAAAUGCUAAGCGACAAAAAUAAAGCCAAAUAUCCACUCGGUUCCAAAGUCAUUCGGAAUGACUUUUACGUCGACGACCUAUUAACAGGAUCCGACAGUAUAGAAAGCCUCACCCAGAUACAACAGGAAGUAAAUAUAAUUUUAGAAUCGGCAGGCCUGAAAUUAGCAAAGUGGUUUUCCAAUCAUACAAGCUCAUCGAAUAGUGAGAGUCUCCAAAAAUUAUUGCAGCUCAGCGAUACCGACUCCACCAAAACGCUGGGAAUCCACUGGCAGCCGAAAGAUGACAUUUUUCGCUUCAUUCUGGAAGAUAAUUUUAGCGAGCUGCGAGCAACUAAACGUAAUAUUUUAUCCGUUUCCGCUCGCCUCUUUGACCCUCUUGGUUUAUUAGCCCCGCUAGUUACCAAAGCUAAAAUCUUAUUACAAGAGCUUUGGAUUCAAAAGCUAGACUGGGAUGAGUCGAUUCCAUUGCGGCUUGACACUAGCUGGCAAAACUUUAAAACCAAUUUGUUGCAGCUUUCAUCAAUUAGCAUUCCUCGGUCAGAUCAUGGGCAAUCUACCCGCCGAUCGACCACGCGCGCCAAACAUCUGCUGGUGCGCGCCGUAGGCAACGCGCUGUUAACCGCCGAAGAAAGCGCAACGCUUCUCGUCGAAGUAGAAGCGGUACUGAAUUCCCGACCGCUCGCACCACUCAGCAACGACCCCAACGACGGCGAGGCGCUAACGCCGGCGCAUCUACUAAUCGGUUGCCCCUUGCGAGCUUUGCCACCGGAGAAGGUACCCGUCAACCUCAGCCGCUGCUUAGAGAGAUGGCAGCUUGUUUGCUCUCUCAAGCAACAAUUUUGGCGCGCGUGGUCGAAGAGCUACCUUCUGGAGCUUCAGCAGCGCAACAAAUGGGUGCACCCGCAGCGCAACGUCCAACCAGGCCAACUCGUCGUCGUCCACGAAGACAACGUACCACCGCAGCAUUGGGUGCUCGGUCGAGUAACCGCAACCAUUCCCGGAGCGGACGGCAAAAUUCGAGUCGCAGACAUCACCACUAGGUCGGGUGAAGUACGACGCCCUAUUCACAAACUCGCCGUGCUGCCGGUGGAAAACAAGAAUUGA